AUGGUGGGGGAGGGCCCCUACCUCAUCUCCGACCUGGACCGGCGAGGCCAGCGCAGGUCCUUCGUGGAGAGAUACGACCCCAGCCUGAGGACGAUGAUCCCCGUGAGGCCCUACGCCAGGCUGGCGCCCAACCCCAUGGACGACGCCGGGCUGCUGUCCUUCGCCACCUUCUCCUGGCUCACGCCCGUGAUGGUCCGAGGCUACAAGGGCACGCUGACCGUGGACUCCCUGCCCCCGCUGUCCAAGUACGACUCGUCCGACAUCAACGCCAAAAGACUCCGAGUCCUCUGGGACGAGGAGGUGGAAAGAGAGGGUCCCGAGAGAGCCUCCCUGGGCCGCGUGGUCUGGAAGUUCCAGCGGACCCGCGUGCUGAUGGACGUCGUGGCCAACAUCCUGUGCAUCGUCAUGGCCGCCGUGGGGCCGACGGUCCUCAUUCACCAGAUCCUCCGGCACACCGAGAGCACCGCCAAGAACGUCUGGGUGGGCGUCGGCCUGUGCCUCGCCCUCUUCGCCACCGAGUUCACCAAGGUCCUCUUCUGGGCCCUUGCCUGGGCCAUCAACUACCGCACGGCCAUCCGGCUGAAGGUGGCCGUGUCCACCCUGGUGUUCGAGCACCUGGUGUCCUUCAAGAUGCUGACGCGCAUCUCUGUGGGCGAGGUGGUGAACACACUGUCGAGCGACAGCUAUUCCCUGUUUGAAGCUGCCUUGUUUUGUCCCCUGCCAGCCACCAUCCCCAUCCUCAUGGUUGUGUGCGCGGCGUACUCCUUUUUCAUCCUGGGGCCCACGGCUCUCAUCGGCAUCUCGGUGUACGUCACGUUCAUCCCCAUCCAGAUGUUCAUGGCGAAGCUCAAUUCCGCCUUCCGGAGGUCAGCCGUCUCGACGACGGACAGGCGGGUGCAGACCAUGAAUGAGUUUGUGACCUGCAUCAAGCUGAUUAAAAUGUACGCCUGGGAGAAGUCCUUCACCAAGACCAUCCGAGAUAUACGGAAGAAGGAAAGGAAACUGCUGGAAAAGGCCGGACUCGUCCAGAGCGGGAACUCAGCCCUGGCCCCCAUCGCGUCCACCAUGGCCAUCGUGCUGACCUUCACCGGCCACAUCCUGCUGCGCCACCGGCUCACCGCCUCCGUGGCCUUCAGCGUGAUCGCCAUGUUCAACGUGAUGAAGUUCUCCAUCGCCAUCCUGCCCUUCUCCAUCAAGGCGGCGGCCGAGGCCAGCGUCUCUCUCCGGAGGAUGAAGAAAAUUCUCGUAGCUAAGAGCCUCCCCUCCUACAUCACCCAGCCGGAAGGCCCAGACACUGUCUUGCUUUUAGCAAAUGCCACCUUGACCUGGGAGCAAGGCGCCGGCAGGAAAAGCGACCUAAAGAGAGCGGAGACCCAGAAAAAAAAACGUUUCCUCAAAAGCCAGCGGCUGGAGGCGUACAGCCUGAGCCCGUCGGCCCAGGACCUUGUCGGCCCGGAGGGGCAGGAGGGCAGCUGCAAGGCGGUCCUGCACGGCAUAAGCCUGGCCGUGAGGAAGGGGAAGGUCCUGGGCGUCUGCGGGAACGUGGGGAGCGGGAAGAGCUCCCUCAUCGCCGCUCUCCUGGGGCAGAUGCAGCUGCAGCACGGCGUGGUGGCGGUCAGCGGGACCCUGGCCUACGUGUCCCAGCAGGCGUGGAUCUUCCACGGAAGCGUGCGGGAGAACAUCCUGUUCGGGGCCCAGUACAACCACCAGAGGUACCAGCACACGGUUCGGGUCUGCGCCCUGCAGCAGGACCUCAACGACCUUCCCUACGGAGACCUGACGGAGAUCGGGGAGCGGGGCCUCAACCUCUCCGGGGGGCAGAGGCAGAGGAUCAGCCUGGCCCGCGCCGUGUACUCCGACCACGACAUCUACCUGCUGGACGACCCCCUGUCGGCCGUGGACGCCCAUGUGGGGAAGCACAUCUUCGAGCAGUGCAUUAAGAAGACGCUCCGGGGCAAGACGGUCGUCCUGGUGACCCACCAGCUGCAGUUCCUGGAGUCCUGCGACGAGGUGGUUUUGUUGGAAGACGGGGAGAUCUGUGAGAAGGGCACCCACAGGGAGCUCAUGGAGGACAGAGGGCGCUACGCGAAGCUGGUGCACAACCUCCGCGGGCUGCACUUCAAGGACCCCGAGCACAUUUACAACACGGCGAUGGUGGAAGCGCCCAAGGAGAGCCCCGAGGACAGAGACGAAGGGGCCGUUUCGGCCCCAGGAGAGGAGACAGAGGAAGGAGAGGAAGCCGACACCCACUCGGAGUUCGUGGAUGCCAAAGGUUCUCUGCACCAGCUCGUCCAGCCCGGAGGCCGCCGGGAAGGAACCGUGACCUGGAAAACAUACCACACGUACAUUAUGGCGGCUGGAGGGUACUGCCUGUCCCUCUUCACCGUGUCCCUCUUCCUCCUGAUGAUCGGCAGCUCCGCCUUCAGCAACUGGUGGCUGGGCUUCUGGCUGGACCAGGGCUCCCAGGCGAUCUGCGGGCCCCAGAGCGUGCAGAGCUCGUGCGAGCUGGGCGCCGUGCUGGCCGACACAGGCCACGGCAUGCUCCCGUGGGUGUACGCCGGCAGCAUGGCGUGCGUGCUGGUGUUCGGCAUCGUCAAAGGGCUCACCUUCACCAAGACCACCCUGAUGGCGUCCUCCUGGCUGCACGACCACCUGUUUGACAAGGUCCUGCGGAGCCCCAUGAGCUUCUUCGACAUGACGCCCAGCGGCCGGCUCAUGAACCAGUUCUCCAAGGACAUGGACGAGCUGGACGUGCGGCUGCCGUUCCACACGGAGAACUUCCUGCAGCAGUUCUUCAUGGUGCUGUCCGUGCUGCUGAUCCUGGGGGCCGUGUUCCCCGCCGUCCUGCUCGUGCUGGCCGGCCUCGCCGUGGGCUUCUGCGUUCUCUUCCGCGUCUUCCACAGAGGGGUGCAGGAGCUCAAGAAGGUGGAGAACCUCAGCCGGGCGCCCUGGUUCUCACACAUCACCUCCACCAUGCAGGGCCUGGGCGUCAUCCACGCCUACGGCCGGAAGGGCGACUGCAUCAGCAGGUUCAAGGUGCUGAACGACGAGAACUCCAGCCACCUCCUGUACUUCAACUGCGCCCUGCGGUGGUUCGCCCUGCGGAUGGACGUGCUCAUGAACGUCGUCACCUUCAUCGUGGCCUUGCUGGUGAUCCUGAGUUUCCCCACCAUCAGCAUCUCGUCCAAGGGCUUGUCUUUGUCCUACAUCAUCCAGCUGAGCGGGCUGCUCCAGGUGUGCGUCCGGACAGCGACGGAGACCCAGGCCAAGUUCACCUCCGUGGAGCUGCUCAGGGAGUACAUCUCGACCUGUGUCCCCGAGAGCGCACAGCCCCUCCCAGUGGGCGCCUGCCCGCAGGACUGGCCCAGCCGCGGGGAGAUCACGUUCCGAGACUACCAGAUGAGGUACAGAGAGAACACGCCUCUCGUCCUCGACGGGCUGAACUUGAACAUCCAAAGCGGGCAGACAGUUGGGAUUGUCGGAAGGACGGGCUCUGGGAAGUCGUCGCUGGGAGUGGCCUUGUUCCGCCUGGUGGAGCCCGCUGGCGGCACCAUCCUCAUCGACCAGGUGGACAUCUGCACGGUCGGCUUGGAGGACCUGCGGACCAGGCUGACCGUGAUUCCCCAGGACCCUGUGCUGUUUGUAGGUACAGUAAGGUACAACCUCGACCCCUUCGAGCGGUACACAGACGAGAUGCUCUGGCAGGUUCUGGAAAGGACGUUCAUGAGAGACACAAUAAUGAAGCUCCCGGAGAAAUUAGAGGCAGAAGUCACAGAAAACGGAGAAAACUUCUCAGUGGGGGAGCGGCAGCUGCUUUGUAUGGCCCGAGCGCUCCUCCGGAACUCGAAAAUCAUCCUGCUUGAUGAGGCCACGGCCUCCAUGGACUCCAAGACCGACAGCCUGCUGCAGAGCACCAUCAAGGACGCCUUCGAGGGCUGCACGGUGCUGACCAUCGCUCACCGCCUCAACACCGUGCUCAACUGCGACCUCGUCCUGGUCAUGGACUGCGGGAAGGUGGUGGAGUUCGACAAGCCCGAGGUCCUCGCCGAGAAGCCGGAGUCGGCGUUUGCCAUGCUGCUGGCAGCGGAAAACAAAGUCCAGUUCUGAAGGCCCCAGCAGGGAACACACCAGCUGGUUUUAGGGCGGAGGCAUUGGACGAGCCGGCGGG
This is a messenger RNA of Phyllostomus hastatus (greater spear-nosed bat), 4168 nucleotides long. It is a transcript of the gene ABCC12, whose product is annotated as ATP binding cassette subfamily C member 12. The record is from RefSeq and is a predicted model, not a curated record. Gene Ontology annotation, biological process: transmembrane transport. The coding region runs from base 1 to 4107 and encodes 1368 amino acids. Gene Ontology annotation, molecular function: ATP hydrolysis activity; ABC-type transporter activity; ATP binding. The transcript is spliced from 29 exons. Lineage: Eukaryota; Metazoa; Chordata; Mammalia; Chiroptera; Phyllostomidae. Gene Ontology annotation, cellular component: membrane.